Sorex fumeus (smoky shrew) is the source of this 4200-nucleotide messenger RNA. It is a transcript of the gene HRNR, whose product is annotated as hornerin. The record is from RefSeq and is a predicted model, not a curated record. Gene Ontology annotation, biological process: establishment of skin barrier. The transcript has 4 exons. The coding region runs from base 1 to 4200 and encodes 1399 amino acids. NCBI's taxonomy places the organism in Eukaryota, Metazoa, Chordata, Mammalia, Eulipotyphla, Soricidae. Gene Ontology annotation, cellular component: keratohyalin granule; cornified envelope. Gene Ontology annotation, molecular function: calcium ion binding; transition metal ion binding.
AUGCCUAAACUCCUGGAAAGCAUUGUCACUGUCAUCGAUCUUUUCUAUGAAUAUGCUGGCCAAGAUGGAGAGUGUGAUAUGUUGAAGAAGGCAGAAUUCAAGGAACUUUUGGAAAAUGAGUUUCAUCAAGUUCUGAAGAAUCCAGAUGAUCCAGAUACUGUAGAUAUCAUCCUGCAAAGUCUGGAUAGAGAUCACAACAAGAAAGUGGAUUUUACUGAAUAUCUCCUAAUGAUAUUCAAGUUGGCUCAGGCUUGUAAUAAAAUUGUUAGCAAAGAUUACUGCCAAGCUUCAGGGUCAAAGCAGAGAGAUCACAGAUACCAGCACCCAGAGGAACAAAGUGAAACAGAAGAGGACGACGAAGGGCAAGAAAGGUCUUCCACUCAUUCAAGUUGGAGUACAGGAGAGAAUAAUUCAUAUUCCAGGAAAUCCAGGCAAAACAUUACACACAGAUCUGGAUCAAGUUCCAGAAGAAGACAGCAUCAAAGAGGCUUGUCUAGUUCUGGACAAGGACAUAGCUCUGGGGAAAGAAAGACAGGGUCAAGUUUAGGCAACUUUGAGAAUAGUAAGAAAAACAAACAAGAAACGUCUGGGAAUGAAGGAGCUGGUCAUACUCAGUCAAGUAACUGUAAAAAGAGAUCAAACUCAGCAAAUUCGUCAGGCAGUUGUGGAGAAGGAAGUGUGCGCUAUUCAGAGGAUGAAUCUUCCAGUUAUGAGCAACACUACUCUGACUCAAAUGGAUCUUUAGGGAAUAGAAAUCAUGAUAAAUUAAGGCAUUCCUCUAGUCAGGGGCAGGAAUUCAGUUCAGGCAGUUGUGGAGGAAAAGACCAUUGGUCAAAUUCAAACGACUUCACCAGUUGUGGUCAUGGGUCUGGCUCUCAAAGGAGACAGCAGAAAUCAAAUACUGAAUCUCAAUCAGAAAACUGUGAAGAACAAGGAUACAGUUCUGGUUCAAGUGAUAUAUCCACUUAUGGAAAACAUAGUUCAAGGUCAGGCCAGUCCAAUAGUCCAAGAAGACAAGGAUCCUACUCAAGUGGAGAAUCAGGACUCAGAGGACAACAAAAAUAUGGUUCAAGCUCAGAAGAAUAUGGAUCUGAAUAUGAAUCAGGCAGAGGAAAAAGGCAAUUAAGCCCAAAUAGGUCAUCUACUCAGAGAAAAUAUAGCAGCAGCUCUAAUAAUAAGUCAGGAAGUCGUGAAAGACAAAGCCAUGGGUUUGGUUCAGGAAAACUUUCUAACUAUGGUGGGGAAGAUUCUACAUCUGAAGAGUCUUCUAGCUGUGGACAAUAUGGCUCUGGUUCCAGCCAAAGAUCCAGACAAAAACGCCAAGAAUUCAACUCAGGUGGUCAUUCUGGAAAUUAUGGAAGACAGAGACAUGGGUCUGGCUCAAGUCAAUCAUCCAGCUGUGAACAUCAUGGUUCUAGCACAAGACAGUCAUCAGGCUGUGGACAAACUGAAUCUGGAUCAGGUCAAUCAUCUAGUUUUGGUCGGCGUGGCUCAAGUCAGUCAUCUAGCCACAUGGGACACGGGUCUGUCUCAGGUCAGUCAUCUGGCUAUGGACAGCAUGCUUCUAGCAGACGACAGUCAUCAAGCUAUGAACAAACUGGAUCUGGAUCAGGCCAGUCUUCCAGCUUUGGUAAACGUGGCUCAAGUCAGUCUUCCAGCCACAGGGAACAUGGGUCUGGUUCGGGUCAGUCAUCUGGAUAUGGCCAACAUAGAUCUGGCUCAGGUCAAUCAAUUGGCUAUAGACAGCAUGGAUCUAGCACAGGACAGUCAUCCAGCUGUGGACAAAGUGGGUCUGGUUCAGGUCAGUCUUCCAGCUGUGGUGAGCACGGCUCAGGCCAGUCUUCUAGCCAUAGUCAACGUGGCUCUAGUACUGGACAGUCUUCCAGCUGUGGACAGACUGGAUCUGGAUCAGGUCAGUCUUCUAGCAUUGGGAAGCAUGGCUCAAGUCAGUCUUCCAGUCGCAGUAGACAUGGGUCUGGCUUAAGUCAGUCAUCUAGAUAUGGACAGCAUGGUUCUAGCACAGGACAGUCCCCCAGAUAUGGGCAAAGUGGGUCUGGUUCAGGUCAGUCUUCCAGCUUCAGUGAGCAUGGCUCAGGCCAGUCUUCUAGCCACAGGGGCCAUGGGUCUAGCUCAGGUCAGUCAUCUGGAUAUGGCCAAUAUGGAUCUGGCUCAGGUCAAUCAUCUGGCCAUGGACAGCUUGGUUCUAGCACAGGGCAGUCAUCAAGCUGUGGACAAAGUGGGUCUGGUUCAGGUCAGUCUUCCAGCUUUGGUGAGCAUGGCUAUGGCUCAAGUCAGUCAUCUAGCCACAUGGGGCAUGGUUCUGGCUCAGGUCAGUCAUCUGGCUAUGAACAGCAUGGUUCUAGCAGAGGACAGUCAUCCAGCUGUGGACAAAGUGGGUCUGGUUCAGGUCAGUCUUCCAGCUGUGGUGAGCACGGCUCAGGCCAGUCUUCUAGCCACAGUCAUCAUGGCUCUAGCACUGGACAGUCAUCCAGCUAUGGACAAACAGGAUCUGGGUCAGGUCAGUCUUCUAGCUUUGGUAAACGUGGCACAAGUCAGACUUCUAGCCACAGUAGAUAUGGGUCUGGCUCAGGUCAGUCGUCUGGCUAUGGACAGCAUGCUUCAAGCACAGGACAGUCAUCCAGCUGUGGACAAAGUGGGUCUGGUUCAGGUCAGUCUUCCAGCUGUGGUGAGCAUGGCUCAGGCCAGUCUUCUAGCCACAGUCAAUAUGGCUCUCACACUGGACAGUCAUCAAGCUACGAACAAACUGGAUCUGGGUCAGGUCAGUCUUCCAGCUUUGGUAAGCAUGGCUCAAGUCAGUCAUCUAGCCAUAGGGAACAUAGCUCUUGCACUGGACAGUCAUCCAGCUGUGGACAGACUGGAUCUGGAUCAGGUCAGUCUUCUAGCUUUGGUAAGCAUGGCACAAGUCAGUCUUCUAGCCGCACUAGACAUGGGUCUGCCUCAGGUCAGUCAUCUGGCUAUAGACAGCAUGGUUCUAGCACAGGGCAGUCAUCCAGCUGUGGACAAAGUGGGUCUGGUUCAGGUCAAUCUUCCAGCUGUGGUGAGCACGGCUCAGGACAGUCAUCCAGCUGUGGUCAGACUGGAUCUGGAUCAGGUCAGUCUUCCGGCUUUGAUAAAUAUGGCUCAAGUCAGUCAUCUGGCCACAGGGGACAUGGGUCUAGCUCAGGUCAGUCAUCUGGAUAUGGACAGCAUGGCUCUAGCACAGGACAGUCAUCAAGCUGUGGACAAAGUGGGUCUGGUUCAGGUCAGUCUUCCAGCUUUGGUGAGCAUGGCUCAGGCCAGUCUUCUAGCCACAGCCAUCGUGGCUCUAGCACUGGACAGUCAUCUAGCUGUGGACAAACUGGAUCUGGAUCAGGUCAGUCUUCAAGCUUUGGUAAGCAUGGCUCAAGUCAGUCAUCUAGCCACAUGGGACAUGGGUCUGGCUCUGGUCAGUCAUCGAGAUAUGGUCAACAUGGAUCUGGCUCAGGUCAGUCAUCUGGCUAUGGACAGCAUACUUCUAGCAGAGGACAGUCAUCCAGCUGUGGACAAAGUGGGUCUGGUUCAGGUCAGUCUUCCAGCUGUGGUGAGCACGGCUCAGGCCAGUCUUCUAGCCGCAGUCAAUAUGGCUCUCGCACUGGACAGUCAUCUAGCUUAGGACAGACUGGAUAUGGGUCAGGCCAGUCUUCCAGCCUUGGUAAACGUGGCUCAAGUCAGUCAUCUGGCCACAGGGGACGUGGGUCUAUCUCAGGUCAGUCAUCUGGAUAUGGCCAACAUGAAUCUGGCUCAGGUCAGUCAUCUGGCUAUGGACAGCAUGGUUCCAGCACAGGACAGUCAUCAAGCUACGAACAAACUGGAUCUGGGUCAGGUCAGUCUUCCAGCUUUGGUAAGCAUGGCUCAAGUCAGUCAUCUAGCCAUAGGGAACAUAGCUCUAGCACUGGACAGUCAUCCAGCUGUGGACAGACUGGAUCUGGAUCAGCACAGGGCAGUCAUCCAGCUGUGGACAAAGUGGGUCUGGUUCAGGUCAGGCUUCCAGCUGUGGUGAGCACGGCUCAGGCCAGUCUUCUAGCCAUAGUCAACGUGGCUCUAGUACUGGACAGUCUUCCAGCUGUGGACAGACUGGAUCUGGAUCAGGUCAGUCUUCUAGCUUUGGGAAGCAUGGCUCAAGUCAGUCUUCCAGUCGCAGUAGACAUGGGUCUGGCUUAA